CCCAAGCCUGGUUUUAAGCCUGACUGAGUAGCGGGAUUGUAGGGAAAAUUCAUAGCUCUCAUUUGAACCCGAAACGCACACCAUCAAAUCCUCAAAAAUGGCAAGUUUGCCAAGGGCAAUUUUCAGCGCCAUUCCACGCCUUCUUAGCUCCUCGCCUGCCACAUCCGACUCUCUUUACAGGCCUAUAUUGGGUUCGUUUUCGCGUUUUAGUUCGUCAAAUUCGACUACCCAAUCGAUUGAUAUCGAUCUUUCGAAUGAAGAAAGCAAAAGGCGUUUAUUUAACAGGUUGUUGUAUAGGAGCAAGCAAAGAGGGUACCUGGAGCUGGACUUAAUUUUGGGGAAAUGGGUGGAGAAUCAUAUUCACUCCUUGAAUGAAGACGGAAUUAAAUCCCUGGUUCAUGUCCUUGACCUGGAGAAUCCAGAUCUAUGGAAAUGGCUGACUUGUCAGGAGCAACCCCCUGAUGCAGUAAAAAUAAAUCCUGUAUUUUUAGCUGUGCGGGACAAGGUUAUGAACAACCUCAACAACCAUGCUUCUCCUGAAACUCGAGCUACUCCUGGACAGCCAUGGGUAAGAGGUUGGGACGAUUUCAAAAAAGGUCGAGAUGCCCCUACAGCUGGGAACCAGUAGUUGCAUAAUGAGAUCAAAUGUUCUAAAAUAUCGAGCUUUUCUCCAAGGUAGCGUGAAUAAUGUUUUGAAAUGCAUAUCGUAUCAUUGCUUCAUUCUGUGGUACUCUGUAAAAAUAAUGUUUUAUUGAUGAGCCUGUGAACUGUGUGUCCACCCAACAUUUAUGAACUUUGUGCAUUGAUUUUGUAUAAGGAAUAAUGUUAAAUUCUAUCGACUCCCGAGUGCUCGGGUUCAUAAACUCGUUUGAUGAAUUAAA
Messenger RNA from Olea europaea var. sylvestris, 881 nucleotides. Its product is annotated as succinate dehydrogenase assembly factor 2, mitochondrial-like. The transcript has 5 exons. The record is from RefSeq and is a predicted model, not a curated record. Lineage: Eukaryota; Viridiplantae; Streptophyta; Magnoliopsida; Lamiales; Oleaceae. Gene Ontology annotation, biological process: mitochondrial respiratory chain complex II assembly; tricarboxylic acid cycle; mitochondrial electron transport, succinate to ubiquinone. The coding region runs from base 98 to 628 and encodes 176 amino acids. Gene Ontology annotation, cellular component: mitochondrion.